CUUCUGACUUGGAAUCAUCAACCUUACCACAGGCGAUAAUGCCGAGAGCACCUUUCGGUCUAUACGAAAUUGUAUAUCUUCGUCGCUCUACCAUGUCUGCUAGCCGGCCAGAUUACCCUUCUUCUGUUUUUUCUCUUUGCAGAAAAUCAUUGCUUGAAGUCCAGAAUGUCAGCUGAAGCCAAGGUCGAGACGGGCACGCAACCAAACAUGGACAUGGCCAUGAAAUCAGCCGAUCCACAGCAAGCCAGUAUGCAUGAUUCCGAGUUCGGGAGCGCCUGGGCUCCACGUGGCCUUGACCCCGAGCUCGCGACAGCCAUCUCUCAGAUUCCUCCCGAACGGCGUGCUGAGAUCGAGAAAAGGGUGAGGCGAAAGCUAGACCUCGUUCUAUUUCCGACACUGCUGGCCUUCUACAUCCUCAACUACAUUGACCGCAACGCUCUCAGUUUCGCGAAAAUUGUUGGGAUACAGAAAGACCUCAACCUUUCUAGUAUUGAAUUUGCGACAUGUCUCUCUAUUCUCUAUGUCGGAUACUGUCUUUUUCAAGUCCCGUCCAACCUCAUGCUGUCGAAGUCUAAGCCGUCGCUUUAUCUCCCUUCCUGGAUGGGUGUCUGGGGUGUUGUCUCUGGAUGUACUGCUGCCGUUCAAAGCUACCACGGCUUGGUUGCCGUCCGAUUCUUUCUCGGCAUCGUGGAGGCGCCAUUCUUUGCAGGCGCCAUUUUCUUGAUAUCUAGCUGGUAUACGCGCAAAGAGAUGGCGACGAGGUGUGCUAUUCUAUUCGGCGGCAACAUGCUCAGUAACGCUUUCGGUAGUCUGAUCGCCUUGGGAGUCACGCAGAACUUGGACGGCGUACACGGGUUGGAAUCGUGGCGUUGGCUUUUCAUAAUUGAGGCCUGUAUGACGGUGGGCUUCGCUAUCUGUGCUGUCUUCCUACUGCCGAACUAUCCACACAACACUCGUUGGUUCAAGGGUGAAGAGCGCACGAUUGCCAUGUGGCGGUUGAUCGACGACGUCGGUGAAGCGGAUGACACACAGUCUGACGAUGUCAGUAUUUGGCAAGGCUUCUUGUUAGCCAUCAGGGACUACAAAGUCUGGUUUCUUGUCUGGAACCAUAUCUUCCUCACUGUUGGAGCUGGAAUAGUGGUCUUCUACCCGACUGUCGUUGGCACACUGGGUUUCUCACGAAAGAUCACAUAUCUUCUGAUCGUUCCACCAUAUAUGCUUGCCUUUUGCACAAGUGUCUAUGGUUGCCAUCACGCCGACAUCAAGAAAGAACGCACUUGGCACAUGAUUGGUUCCCUAUGUGUUACCCUGGUCGGGUUGAUCAUACUGGCCAGCUCUCUCAACACUGGAGCUCGAUACUUCUCACUAUUUCUGGUAACUUGUUCGGUCUAUAUAGCGUUCGACUGCAACUUGGCUUGGAUCUCGAACUGUAUUCCCCGGCCAGCACCAAAGCGUGCCGCAGCAAUUGCUCUGGUCAACAUGCUUUCUCAGCUCGGGAAUAUUAUUGCAGGCUACAUCUAUCCUGACAACCAAUCUCCACGAUACUGGAUGGCAUGCACCGUUGAGGGAGUGGCUAUUGUAUGCGCUAUUGUUACGACCCUUGUUUUCCGGACGAUCCUCAAGAGAGAAAACAGGAAAUUAGACGAGAAGGAACUUGCUCGGGGUGGAGAGGCUGCUAUCACUGAGGGGAGACUGGAGAAAGUCAGGUAUAUCUAUUAGAAAGUCGGAGCAAUGGGCUGGCGCCCCAUUCACCCAUCGAUCAGUGCCCAGAUGAACUGAGGGAGAAGUAGCGCAAGAGCUUGCUGCUUGACGAAGUAAACAGCGUGGAGGGUGAGGCAGAAGGCGGCAAAGUUGCUACUUAGCAUUGAAAGACGAGUAGUCUUCAUCGCUAACUAGUCAUACAUAAUCAAUCCCUUUCGACUCG
Exophiala viscosa is the source of this 1924-nucleotide messenger RNA. Its product is annotated as major facilitator superfamily domain-containing protein. Gene Ontology annotation, molecular function: transmembrane transporter activity. The record is from RefSeq and is a predicted model, not a curated record. Bases 166 to 1719 code for a protein of 517 amino acids. NCBI's taxonomy places the organism in Eukaryota, Fungi, Ascomycota, Eurotiomycetes, Chaetothyriales, Herpotrichiellaceae. Gene Ontology annotation, biological process: transmembrane transport. Gene Ontology annotation, cellular component: membrane. The transcript is spliced from 9 exons.